Molecule: messenger RNA, 5134 nt
Organism: Carassius gibelio (silver crucian carp)
Lineage: Eukaryota; Metazoa; Chordata; Actinopteri; Cypriniformes; Cyprinidae
Exons: 7
Coding region: 4334-4945 (203 amino acids)
Source: RefSeq, a predicted model, not a curated record
AAGUUGUGUGGAAAUGUUGAUGCACAUUGGAGGACUUUCAAACAGCAGUUUGAGUUGUAUGUGGUUGCUAUUGGACAAAAAGCGGCUGUGGAUGAAAGAAAAAUCGCCCUGUUACUUACCAUUGCUGGAGCAGAUGCUGUGGAAGUCUAUAACACCUUUAAUUUUGAUGAAGAGGCAGACAAGAAGAAACUGGAUAAGGUACUGGAAAAAUUUGAUGCUCAUUGUUUAUCAAGGAAGAACGAGACAUAUGAACGAUAUGUGUUCAGAACACGUGUGCAGCAUGAAGGAGAGGCUUUUGAUUACUUUCUGACUGAUCUCAAGAUAAAAGCAAAGACUUGUAACUUUAAUGAAUUGAGAGAUUCAAUGAUUCGUGAUCAGAUUGUUUUUGGUAUUUAUGAGAAGAAACUGAGAGAAAGAUUGUUACGAGAAUCAGAACUCACCUUGGAUUAUGCUGUUAAAUUGUGUCAGUCCAGUGAAGUAGCGAGACAGCAAGUGAAGCAGUUUGAUGGAACUAAUACAGCCGCUAUGUCAUUUCCCAGUGUAGAAGUUGAUGCUAUUUCAUUCAGAGACAAGAGAAGAGGUAACACAAGAAGUUUUAGAGAUGAUGAUAAUGAAACAUUCUCAUGCAAGCGCUGUGGGAUCAAACAUAAAUUCAGACAGUGCCCAGCUUUCGGAAAAAGAUGUUCUAAGUGUAAUGGCCCCAACCACUUUGCAAAAAUGUGUUUUUCAAAAGAUAUGAAGAGGGAAAAUAAAGUGCAUUUAGUGGAGGAGGCAGAUGACAGUGAUUUGAGCGACUCAUUUUAUGUGAACAUGGUUUCUGAAGAGAAAGUAAAUCUGGAUGCUGAAACGUGUGUAUCAAGUGAUGAUUCAGUCAAGUCUUCGAUGUGGAUUGUUCCUCUUGUAGUUAAUGGGACCGUAGUACCCUUUAAAUUAGACACGGGUGCAAAAGUGAAUUUAAUUAAUGUCAGAGAUGUAAAAGUACUGAAGGAAAAACCUCUAAUUAAAAAACGUACAGUUCCCCUCAAAGCCUAUAAUGGACAACCAAUUGAAACGCGAGGAAUAUGCAGACUAAACAUACAAGUAAAAGGAAAGAUGAAGAGUUUGAUGUUUGUUGUAGUUCCCAAUGGUCAUGAAUCUCUUUUAGGAGAUAGAGCAUGUGAAGACCUUCAUUUGGUUAAAAGAGUGUAUCAAGUCAACAGGGAAACCGUAGUCUUACAGCCUGUCUGUGACAAUAUAACUGACAUUGUCAAACAAUUUCCAGAUGUUUUUGAAGGUCAAGGCACACUGCCAUUUACCUAUAAAAUACAACUGAAAGAUGAUGCUUCUCCAGUCAUUCAUGCUCCCCGGCGGGUCCCUGCACCUCUGCGUGAGGCCUUGAAAAAGGAAUUGGAUCGCAUGACCCAAUCAGGAAUCAUACAACGGAUUGAACAACCUACAGACUGGGUAAAUUCUAUAACUUGUGUGAAGAAGCCUAAUGGUGACUUAAGAGUGUGCUUAGAUCCUAAAAACCUCAAUGAUAGCAUCAAACGAGAACAUUACCAGAUACCCACUCGUGAAGAGAUCAUUAGUGACAUGUCAGGAGCUAAGUUUUUUAGCAAAUUAGAUGCAUCUCAAGGAUUCUGGCAGAUCCGAUUGGAUUCUGAGAGUAGCCAGUAUUGUACAUUUAAUACUCCCUUUGGGAGAUAUUGUUUUCUUCGACUUCCUUUUGGAAUAAAAUCAGCUCCUGAGAUUUUUCAUCGAGCCAUGGAAACCCUUAUUGAAGGUCUAGAGGGUGUUCGAGUAUAUAUUGAUGAUAUUGUGGUGUGGGGGUCCACCAUUCAACAACAUAAUCAGCGCUUAGUAAAAGUGAUGGAAAGAGUUCGAGCACAUGAUUUAAAGCUCAAUCAGAAAAAGUGUCAAUUUGGAGUCACAGAGAUUACAUUCUUAGGGGACAAGCUGUCUGCAAAAGGUGUGGAGCCACAUCCAGCAAAAGUGCAAGCUCUCCUUGAUAUGCCUCCACCUACGGAUAAGAAGGGAAUUCUGCGUGCUUUGGGAAUGGUGAACUUCCUGGGCAAAUUUCUGCCAAAUUUGUCAGCUAAAACUACCCAUAUGAGAAAGUUGUUACAAAAUGAUCAGGAGUUUGUCUGGACUUCAGUACAUGAUCAAGAAUGGAAGCAGUUAAAGGAGACUCUUACUACUGAACCUGUCCUUGUUUUUUUUGCUCACACACGACCAACUAAGAUCUCUACAGACGCCUCUCAGGAUGGAUUGGGGGCGGUGCUUCUUCAGGCCUUUGAGGAUUCCUGGAGACCUGUGGCCUAUGCUUCUCGAUCUAUGACAGAGACUGAAAGACGAUAUUCACAAAUAGAGAAGGAGACUUUGGGUUUAGUAUUUGGCUGUGAAAAAUUUCAUGGAUAUGUCUAUGGAUUACCUACUUUUACAGUAGAGACGGAUCAUAAGCCAUUAAUCUCCAUCAUUCAAAAGAACUUAAAUGAUAUGUCACCUCGAAUUCAACGCAUGAUUAUGAAAUUACAAAGAUAUGAUCUGAAUCUAGUCUAUACACCUGGAAAGUAUCUUAUUGUGGCUGAUGCACUGUCUCGAGCACCAGUAGCUUCGGAGAUCAGCAAAAUGGACGAAGUUGAGAGACAUGUGAGUAUGGUGUAUUCAGCGUUACCAGUUUCAGAUGAGAUGUUAAAGCUGAUCGCAGAGGAAACUGCAAAGGACGCUGAAUUGCAGAGGGUUAUUGCAUACCUUCAACAUGGAUGGAUCAAAGGCAAGUGUCCACAGUACUUUCCUUUAAGGGCAGAACUGAGUGUGGUUGAGGGCAUGUUGUUGAGAAUGAACAGAAUUGUCAUCCCAGUAUCAAUGCGCCACGACAUGCUUCGUAGAAUUCAUGAGGGACAUCUUGGUAUCGAAAAAUGCAAGAGAAGAGCUAGACAAGCUGUUUUCUGGCCUGGAAUUAAUGUGCACAUUGAGAAAUACAUCAAUCAAUGUGACAUCUAUCUAAGUCAUCAUUAUAAACUGGCCAAAGAACCUAUGAUGAUAGCUGCUCAUCCUACUGAACCGUGGCAAAAAGUAGGAACUGAUCUUUUCCAGUUGAAUGGUAAGGAUUAUCUGGUGGUUAUCGAUUAUUAUUCCAAUUAUCCUGAAGUUGAACAGCUCCAUCACACAACAUCAAAUGACAUGAUUCAACGCAUGAAAAGCAUCUUUGCAAGGCAUGGAAUUCCUCAUAUUGUGCAAAGUGACAAUGGUCCUCAGUACACUAGUUUUGAAUUCAAACUGUUUGCGGAACAGUACGGUUUUAAACAUACUACUUCAAGCCCACUUUAUCCAAAGGCAAAUGGUAAAGCAGAAAAAGGGGUACAAAUUGUAAAAAGACUUAUGAAAAAAGCCGCAGCAAGCAGGUCUGAUAUCAAUCUGUCUCUUCUGAGUUACCGUUCUUCUCCACUCAGUUGUGGAUUAUCUCCUGGGGAGUUAUUGAUGAACCGAAAACUGCGUGAUACACUGCCAAAAGUAUCCCUGAAAACAGAAAACAACAGUCUAUUGUUGAAAGAGAUGCAACAUCUUAAAGAGAAACAGAAAGAAUAUUAUGACAAGGGAGCUCGACAUCUGAAACCUCUUUCUGAACAAGAUACUGUUAGAAUUGCGGAGCCUAAUGGAUGGAAAAGGAAAGCUACAAUCCUAAAAGAGGUAAAUCCGAGAUCAUAUCUGGUUCAAACAGAAGAUGGCCAGAAAUUGCGGAGAAAUCGACAGAGCUUGAUUAAGACUGCAGAGAAAUGUCCUCCUGUUGAUGAGUCAAACCUGUUUGCAGAACUGCAGUCUUGUGAAAUGCCCUCUGUUGAUCUGCAACAUCAUGAAAUGCUAUCUCCAGGUACGUUUAAUUCUGCAGAAGAAAUUCGGGAACUCGAGUUAUCUGUACCAAAGACUGACAUGCCUCUUUUACGGAGAACUAAUCGAGUUCGAAAAGCUCCUGUUCGAAUGGACUUAUGAAAUGAACUGAUUGUACUUUUUUUACAGUUGGGCUGAUGUGAAUUAUUAGUAAUUGUGAAUUUAAUGUGUUAAAAAAAAAAAAAAAAAAAAAAAAAGGAAAAGAGAUGUAAUGAGUAUCUAUUGUGAUGAGUACUGAUUUAUGCCUGUAGGUGGCAGUAAUGUAUUGUAUAAAAUGAAGUGCAUUCCCUAGAGGAAGUGUUGGUAAUGGAGACAUGCUUUGUGUGCCACAUGGAAUAAAGACGCCAGUACCAUCUUUUCUUUAUAUCUUUAUUUGUUGUCUCUGAACAAUACACCCCCCCUCCCCCAGCCCACUGAACGUUUUCGUGUCCUAUUUAAACUACAUCAGUUCCUAGCCCACACCAGUAUGAGUGGCAAGGCUAGAGCAGCCUGCGCGUUCGUGACAGCAGCAGUGAUCCAUCUGAUGGCCGGUUUAAAGAUAAUACUGUUAGCAUUUGUUUUUAUUCUUGCGAGCUCAGCGGCAUCUAACGAAUGCCCAGCAAAUCAGGAAACAUCGUGCGACAGCCUGCGCGCGCCCCAUCAUGGAUACACCUACACGGUACCAGCGGACAUACCAUGCUCUGAAGAUUGCGAACACGGGUGGUACUAUCAGAAUGGUACGUUUAUUAUCGACUCAACUCCGAAUGCCGAUGGAAAGAGGUUACCAGUGGUAGUGGAUGUAACGCCCCAGAAGCUGUCAUUGAGUGUCUGCGAGAACCUGAAAUGGGAACUUAUAUGUGCCAAGUGUAACUGCAGUAUCAAUUAUCAAGUUACAAGAUCCAUAAAACAUCCAGGAGCACGUGACACCUUGACAAGAAAUAAUACAUCAGUGGAUGAACAAGAUGGCAACCGCAAAGGCAACGAUUUUCCUGACUGGGCUAUUGCUUUACUCGCAAUUGCUGGUGGAAGUAUCGUCAUUUUAUUCAUUGGAAUAAGGGCAAAACGCUUCUGUAACAAAAAACAAAAUGCUGUGAUAUAGUGGCAAUGCUUUGAUUUUGUGCCUUCGAAGAAAUCACCUCAGGUUGUUGCAGAGGGACUGUGCCUCCAAUACCAUUUAUAUAAGCAUCUUUGGAUGACCAAAAUAAUCACUAUUGUACUUUAUUUCCAAUUGUUUUUUGUUUGUUUUUUGUAUGAUUUUUCACAUAUAAAACAUUCUGUUGUUUUAGUA